Messenger RNA from Rhipicephalus sanguineus (brown dog tick), 3385 nucleotides. RefSeq lists its product as uncharacterized. The record is from RefSeq and is a predicted model, not a curated record. Bases 69 to 1481 code for a protein of 470 amino acids. The transcript has 4 exons. Gene Ontology annotation, molecular function: DNA-binding transcription factor activity. NCBI's taxonomy places the organism in Eukaryota, Metazoa, Arthropoda, Arachnida, Ixodida, Ixodidae.
UGCUGUGACAACGCUCAGCGCUUGUUGAGAGCAGAUUCCGUGCCACUUUUCCUGCGGCGCGGGGCACUAUGGAGCCUGCAGUGGCGACAGCACCUGAAGAAGAUGUAUUAAGGAGGCACCUGCGGGACUUGAAGAAGUGUGGAAACACGUGGACCGGCUAUGCUGACUGCAGAGAGGCAUACGAAGAGCUUUUAAGGGACCUCGCCGCUGUCAGUAUGUGCUUCCAGACUGAGCACUCCGUGAAGCCAAAAGGCAUGCUGAUGUUCAGCACUCAACGCGGACAUGUGGUCAUAAAUGAAGACAUGCCUUUUAAGGUUGUCCAGACAACGGACAGAGGCUGCCUCUUUGGGAGAGACCUGCACAAGGUGCAGGAUUCAAGAAAUCGACAGGAGAAGCAUGCCGACUGGUCAGCAGCUACCUUCCAGCGAAAAAAGGUGAAGCUACAAGGGACAAAGAAGAAGGGGUGUACUGCAACGAUGCAUGUGAAACAAGUGGAGUUGUAUCCAGAAUUCAGGAUCAACAUCCCACAACCAUGUACCAAAUGGCAGCACGAAGCAGCUUCAAAGGAAACAAUCUCUCGACUGAGGUUGGCAUUGCAAGAAGCAGCUAGUGGUAAACCUGUUCUGCACCAGCAUCGCUUCUAUGUCUGUAUGUCCGACAGGGAAAGCCACUCUAAUCAUGACAUUGAUGCUCGCUGUGCAGGCUACGCACAGCCGAUAAAUUCAGAAGUGUCCAAAAAAAUUUGUGAGCUGGUACAACAAGGUGUGACAUCUGUAAAAACUGUUGAAAGCUGCCUAAGGUUUUUUGUCCGAGAUGUACUGUUCUCAAACAAGCAGUGCCCCCCGUCUACUUGCAGAGAUUUUUACCCUACAAAGACAGACAUAAAAAAUCAUAUCCAGAAGGCACUUCGUAAGAACAGAUUUAGUUCACUUGAUCAAGAGAAUGUGGCAGUGUAUGUAGAACAAAUGAAAGAGAAAGCACCUAGAACAAGAUGUUUUUUCCGCGCCUAUCAUGUCAAGUCUCUGGAAAAUGAUCCUGACGGGCAAAAGGAACCGCAGGCCGAGUUACUUGAUUGUGACGCUUUAGAAACUGUGGCACAGGAAUGCGAGCCGACACUGUUGCUUUGCAUUCAGACUGAGUUCAUGAAGGAGUUGAUACUUAAGUAUAGUGAUGUUGUCGUAUGUCUUGAUGCUACGUACAAAACAACGGAUUAUGCCCUUCCGCUCUUCCUUAUUGUGGUGAAAACUUCAAGUUGCUAUGCUGUUGCAGGUGCUUUCAUCGUGCAAUUUGAAACAGCUCUCUGCAUCGAAGAGGCACUAAACAUCUUUAAGGCCUGGAAUCCAACCCUAAGUCCUAAGUUUUGGAUGGUGGACUAUAGCCAGGCAGAGAUCAGUGCACUUUCUGCUGCCUUCCCGAACAGUCGGCCAGUCCUGUGUGACUUUCACCGAGAGCAGGCUUGGCACAGGUGGCUUUCAAAAUAAGAAAAUGAAGUACAAGAUGUUGACGAUGUCAAGAAAAUGCUGAGGCAAGUAGCAGCCAGUACGAACGAGGAUGACUUGACCAAAGCAAUUGAAACUGAAGGAGUCACAACAAUGGAAGGGAAACGAGAAGCUACAAGCCUAUCUAAGCAGUAAGUGGCUUUCAGUAAAAGAAAUGUGGGUGAACAAGUACAGGUUGGACCUUCCUUUUGGCACAAACAACGGAACAGAAUAAAAAAACAAGGAGCUCAAGGCAUACUUGGCUGGAAACAGUGGUCGCCGUAGCCUGCAAGGGCUUUUGAGUGUCUUAGUUGAAAGCUUUUUUCCGGCAAAAGAGGUGCAGUUCUUGUAAGCAAAUCUGAGUUUUUCUCCUUCAUACCGCCUUUACCAUCAUGAUGUGCCAGAUUUUCUCCAUGGGAGGCCCCCUGUUGUAGCUAAGCAUAUUAUGGAGCGGCUCACAAGAGCAUCUGAUUACAGGUCGGAGGACGUGGAAGUCGGCAGUGAAGGAGGAACAUUUCGCAUUCGUUCUGUCACUCAGGGUAGUGGCCUUCAUGAGGUUAACUUCAGUGAUCGAAGUUGUACGUGCUUCGACUUCAAGAAGUCAAAAUUGCCAUGCAAACACUUUGCUGCCGUUUUUUUGCUUGUUGAUGGGUGGGGCUUUUCACGUCUACCUGUGGAAUACAGGGAAGGGCAUAACAUGACUGCCCAUUCUAUCACAAGCUGCACAUCUGCUGACACAGAAGACCCUGAAGUGCUAGCUGAUCCAAUCACUGAAGAGUUUGAGUGUAGUUUGCAGAAAACAUCUGAACAAAGUAGGCGCCACUUAAAAUAAAAAAUAAGGGCUGAAACCGAUCGUCUACUCUCUUCUCUAUACUACAUUCACAAUGACACAGUGUUGCAACACUUGUUUGGCGCGCUACAUGAGGCGAGAAUCCUCGCUGAAGAAAAUGUGACCGCAAGCAGUGGUAUCGCUGUACGAGGCUCACCAACAAAAUGGUGCUCAGCAGUGACAGAAAAAAAAGAGCACAGGCAUCACCAGCAACUGGAGUUGCAGUGAAGAAACUGCAGUUAAACAAAGACCAUCUGCCUCAGAAGGAGCACUGGGUCUCAAGGGAAAGGGUAGGCAGGAAGGCUGAAGUUAUGAGGAAAUGUUACAAGUCGCCGUUUUAUUUGUAAGCCAGCAGGUAAUGUUUGGUGCUUUGGAACAAGGAUCCUAAAAUAAAAACUGUAUUUUCAGUAUGCACGCCCCAUAGCUUGUAUGCUAAUGCACCCUUUUAGAUAGACUGAUCCAAUAUUCUUUGCUCCUAUUAGGUUGUAUAAUGUCUUUUGCUGGUGCGUGCUGGCAGACUAUGGUCCUUGUUGUCAACGAGACACUUUGCAUGACAUCUUCGUUUCUUUUUGUCUCACUCUGUUAACAAUGUUCUGUUAUGGUGCUCUUCUUCACUGUGGUUUAGUGGAGUCUGCCACACAUAAUACCAGUGUUUAUUUUUAGUUCUUGUUAUAAGUUCCUGAAAUGAUGUUUGUGCACUAUUCCUUUAUGACUAAUAUUCAUUUCUGUGCCACCUACGUGUAUUUACUUGGUGUAUAUCACUCAUUGCUUUCAAGUUUUAUUUUUAUAAUGUUUGUGCAGUAUUGUUUUAUGACACAUAUUCAUUUCUGUACCACCAAUGUGUAUUUACCUCGUGUAUGUGACUCAUUGCUUUUAAAUAUUAUUCUUAUGCUGAUUGAACAAUUCUUGACAUUCAUUUGUAAAAUUGAAUAAGAUGCAGACUCUGCCUCUGAUGCGUCUCUUGUGGCAGCAUUAGUCUUGCUGCUUGGCACAGCAUGCCCUCAAAUAUCAGACCUUCUUCUGUGUACUGUGCGUAGUAAAUAAUUAAGCACUAACAAAAAUAAAUUGUAUUCUGAUU